Messenger RNA from Ilex paraguariensis (yerba mate), 2162 nucleotides. Lineage: Eukaryota; Viridiplantae; Streptophyta; Magnoliopsida; Aquifoliales; Aquifoliaceae. The record is from the annotation of a GenBank genome assembly.
AGGCCAUAUUUAUUCUCAGAAGGUGAAGAAUCUUUUGUUUUUCUUGGAGGAAUCUUUGGUUAUGAUUGUGAUGUGAGAUAUUUCUUGAUUAUGGCCUUGAACAGUGGUUUUUAAAGGUUUUCAUGUUUGGUAGGCUAAAAUUUUGUGUCUGUUUGUGUGUGAGUGAACUUUAUGAGAGAACCCAACCAUUGUACGUUAGAUGAGCAGAUACUCUUUUAGUUUUCUUGAGUAAUUGUGCAUUCCAUUUUCCCUUUACUUUUCCCUGAUAUGGUGAGUGGUUGAUAUUGAAGGCAAUUGGGUUCACUGAUAGAUUGUACAUUGUCAGUUGUUUUCAUUGAUUGUGAUCCUUCGACUCUUUUAAUUCAUGUUCAUUGUUCUACUAUUUAUGCCAAUUUUGUUUUGAUUCGGAGUGUCAUUCAUAUUGUGUAUGCAUGUGUUUUACACACCUUCCCCAUUCUCUCUCUCUCUCUCCCCCCCCAAUAUGCAGACACACUUCCUCUCUAAUUGCUUCUUGUGUUCUGAUUAUUUUCUGAACUUGAUUUAUUUUUGAGUUGGUUGUGAUGAUGUCCAGAAUCAAAUUGUACAUCCACGUAGACCUACUGCAAUUUUCAUGUGUUUUUUUAGCUUUUUGGUAUAAUGUAUCUACCGAGUUGAUAAGGUUAAAAGAAAGGAGCAUAACACUAAUUUCUUCCUCAUCUGUUAGGACUUUGUGGGUAUUCCUUCAUUGAUAACUCUCCCAACUGAAAGGAUCUUAUCUAGGGGGUUGAAGAUGUAUGUUGUUGAGAGCAAAGGAGGUGCUAUAGUAUGUAUGCUGUUUUCUCUUUUCUUCUUGGGUACAUGGCCUGCUAUUUUGACUCUCCUGGAAAGGCGUGGCCGUCUUCCUCAGCACACUUACCUUGAUUACACCAUCACUAAUCUUUUGGCUGCUGUAAUCAUUGCUUUCACAUUCGGUGAGAUCGGGAAGAGCACACCAGAGCAGCCAAAUUUCUUGAUUCAGCUUUCUCAGGACAAUUGGCCAAGCGUUUUGUUUGCAAUGGCUGGUGGGAUAGUCCUCAGUGUCGGAAACCUGUCAACACAAUAUGCUUGGGCCUUUGUUGGUUUAUCUGUGACUGAGGUGAUCACUUCAAGCAUAACUGUUGUUAUAGGCACAACAUUGAAUUACUUCUUAGAUGACAAAAUCAAUAGAGCUGAAAUUCUUUUUCCUGGUGUUGGAUGCUUUUUGAUUGCUGUCUGUCUGGGCUCUGCUGUUCAUGCAUCCAAUGCCGCAGACAAUAAAGCGAAACUUGGUAAUUUGUCAGAUGUUCACAAAAAUGGGACAGGAGCUGGGACAUCUGUGACUAUAGUAGAAACAUGUCCAAACGCAGUUGCAAUGAAGGAUCCGGAAAAUGGAACUGGCACCAAGGAGAGGGCAGAAUUUGGAACCGCAGAAUUUCUCGUUGAGCUUGAGAGCAGAAGGUCCAUAAAGGUGUUCGGGAAGAGCACUUUUAUUGGCUUGUCCAUCACUUUCUUUGCAGGAGUUUGUUUUUCCCUCUUCUCACCAGCAUUCAACCUUGCAACAAAUGAUCAAUGGCACACUUUGAAACAUGGUGUCCCCCACUUAAGUGUUUACACUGCAUUUUUCUACUUCUCGGCCUCUUGUUUUGUGGUUGCCACCAUUCUGAAUAUCAGCUUCCUGUAUUACCCUAUUCUAAAAUUACCUCGAUCAUCACUAAAGGCUUACUUGUCAGACUGGAAUGGCAGAGGUUGGGCCUUUUUGGCUGGACUUUUGUGUGGGUUCGGGAAUGGACUCCAAUUCAUGGGAGGUCAAGCAGCUGGAUACGCGGCAGCAGAUGCUGUUCAGGCACUUCCACUUGUGAGCACCUUUUGGGGCAUACUUAUUUUUGGAGAGUAUCGGAAAUCGUCAAGAAGAACAUAUGUAUUUCUCGUGGGCAUGUUGUCUAUGUUCAUUGCUGCUGUUGGGGUUCUCAUGGCAUCAUCGGGGCAUCGGAAAUGAAUUUGCAGCCUUAAAGAUUCAAGUCGUGUUAUUGCAUUAAGACAUCAAAAGUCAAAAUUGUUUAUAGUUUAGUUGGAACAAAGCAAUUGCUGCAGCCAUAUCUGGUUGGUGAAGAUGUGAAUAAUCAGUGGAAGAAAGUUAUACAGACACCCUUUUUUUUUCUUUGGUG